UCUCUGGACAAGGCCACUGAGUGAAAAUGCCAGGUGAGGACUUCGCUGCUGGCUGGGCCACCCUGGGUCUCUGAAGACCCAUGCUCCCUCCAGCUGCCUGCCUCAGUCUUUUUCUCCUUUGGGGACAGCCUGAGGUCAGGUUAGGAUCCUAGCUGGAAGGACCCUCAGCAGUUUCUCCAACCCUCUCAUUAAACUGAAAGAGAAAUAGGCCCAAAGAAGCGUAGGGACCUGCCCAAGGUCACAUGGCACGUUCCUGGAUGACAUGGGCCAGAGCCGAGGGAUGCUGACUUCCUAGCCAAACUCGUUCCCCCGGGGCUUAAUGUUGAAAACAGCCGGCACAGUGUGCCAGUCUCCAGUUCCUGCCCUGUACCCACCGAGGGGACAGACACCUCUCACAGCAGUGCACCAGCUGCUUCGUUUUCCCGGCAGAGUCCAGACCUAGGUAGGCUUUCUGGAUUGAUGAUUAUUUUGGACAAGCUUCUGGAUCCCGUGGACUCCAUGACCAAACAACCAGGUGGCUGCUUACAAACAUCUGCUGCCAUCAGAAGCUUCUGGAAACCCACCAGCUCUCUGGAACUUUCUGGAGCCUGACCUUCUCCAUACUGCUUAUGGCUUCUGGGUGGAGGCGUCGCCUGCAGGCUCUGGCCGGGUCACCAGUGGACCCAGCUCUUUGAACUCCUCCCACCCAAUCCUGAUGAUGCCUGUGUUCUCUCUGCAACACCUGCAGGGGUGUUUGACCAGGACUCACUGAAGACAGCUGUGAAGUACUUGACCAUGCCCAAGUAUGCAUGGAACUGUGUAGGUUCCAGACAUCUCUGGGCCCCUACUCUGGACCAGGGCUGGGGACCCAAAGGUGGGUAUGAUCCAGCCCAACAGUGGGCACCAAGUCUGGCAAAGGAGAGAGGUUCAUAUUCUGGAGACGGUAACUCUGGACUUGAAUCGUUCUUCCAAGGGGCAUCCAUUGUCAGGGCCACACCUUCAGUGCACAGAAGGGGAAACUGAGGCAGCCCUCCAAGAGAUGUUAUCUGCCAAGGUCACACAGCAAGUCAGUGCGUUGUUGAGACUAAGACCCAGAACCCUGCAUCCUGGCCCAGGCUCUCUCUCUCCAUCUUGAUCUCAGAGACCAGCCUUUGAGAGGUGCUCGGAAGGUCAUUGUGCUGUGACUCAGGUUCCUGGCUCAGGCUGCCCCGCUACUAAGGAUGGGCUGUGUCACUUGAGCUACUUUGUUCUCUGCGUGAGGCCUGAGUCACUCCAGGUGGAUGAUCUCUGAGGGGCCCCCACUUCAGUUGUGAGUCUGGGAUCCUCUAAGAGGGGUCCCUUGCCAGGCUGUGGACGCUCUCUGUGAUGGUCUGUGGGACAUUUCUAGGAGGGCUUUCUUCCUCCCGUCAGACCGAAGCUAAACAAUACCAGAACUAGUAGUUGCUUCAACUACAGGCUGUGCUGACUGCCCGAGGAUGACCUGGGGUCUGUUUUAUACCCCUUGGAAUCUAUCGGAUCCCCCAACGCGAGCCCCCCACGCCUGACGGGAGCUAUAUAAGGCGGAACCAGGCAGGCGAAAGGGGCAGCGCAACCGAGCGGAGCCCAGGAGAGGAGAGACAGAGAGAGAAAGAGCCUGAGCGAGAGACGGGAAAGCAAGGAGGAGGAAGCCACCGGUGCGUCGGGACAGAAACGCAGGUGUUCGGAGCGCCCGAGCUGGAGCUCUGCAGCCGCUAGUCAUGUACCGCUCCACCAAGGGCGCCUCCAAGGCGCGCCGCGACCAGAUCAACGCUGAGAUCCGGAACCUCAAGGAGCUGCUGCCGCUGGCCGAAGCGGACAAGGUCCGGCUGUCCUACCUGCACAUUAUGAGUCUUGCCUGCAUCUACACUCGCAAGGGCGUCUUCUUCGCUGGAGGCACUCCUCUGGCGGGCUCCACAGGGCUUCUCUCAGCUCAAGAGCUUGAAGACAUAGUGGCAGCACUACCUGGAUUUCUGCUUGUGUUCACAGCAGAGGGGAAGCUGCUAUAUCUGUCUGAGAGUGUGAGCGAGCAUCUGGGCCACUCCAUGGUGGACCUGGUUGCCCAGGGUGACAGUAUCUACGACAUCAUUGAUCCAGCUGACCACCUAACUGUGCGCCAGCAACUCGCCCUGCCGUCUGCCCUGGAUACUGAUCGCCUCUUCCGCUGUCGCUUCAACACCUCCAAGUCCCUCAGGCGCCAGAGUGCAGGCAACAAACUGGUGCUUAUUCGAGGUCGAUUCCAUGCUCACCCACCUGGGGCCUAUUGGGCAGGAAAUCCUGUGUUCACAGCUUUCUGCGCCCCACUGGAGACAAGACCCCGCCCUGGCCCUGGCCCUGGCCCUGGUCCUGGCCCAGCCUCACUCUUCCUGGCCAUGUUCCAGAGUCGUCAUGCUAAGGACCUGGCCCUUCUGGAUAUCUCAGAGAGUGUCCUAAUCUACCUGGGCUUUGAGCGCAGUGAGCUGCUCUGUAAAUCAUGGUAUGGACUGCUACACCCUGAGGACCUGGGCCACGCUUCUGCUCAACACUACCGCUUGUUGGCUGAGAGUGGAGAUAUUCAGGCGGAGAUGGUGGUGAGACUGCUGGCUAAGCCUGGAGGCUGGGCGUGGAUUUACUGCCUUUUAUAUUCAGAAGGCCCAGAGGGCCCCGUUACCGCCAAUAACUACCCCAUCAGUGACAUGGAGGCCUGGAGCCUCCGCCAGCAGUUGAACUCUGAAGAAACCCAGGCAGCCUAUGUCCUGGGCACCCCGACCAUGUUGUCCUCAUUCCCGGAGAACAUUCUCUCCCAGGAGCAGUGCUCCAGCCCUAAUCCACUCUUCACCAUGGGGCCUCCCAGAAGCACCAGUUUCCCCAGUGUUCCUGAGCUAGGUGCUGUCUCAACAUCAGAAGAGCUUCCCCGACCGCCCAAAGACCUUGGCUUCAGUUACCUGACAUUCCCGUCAGGCCCUCAGCCUUCUCUCCAAGCAGACCUGAGCAAGGACCUUGUGUGCACUCCACCGUACACGCCCCACCAACCAGGAGGCUGUGCCUUCCUCUUCAGCCUCCACGAGCCCUUCCAGACCCACAUGCCCGCUCCGUCCAGCUCUCUACAAGAACAGCUGACUCCAAGCACCGUGACCUUCUCUGAUCAGUUGACGCCCAACAGUGCAACUUUCCCAGAUCCACUGACUAGCCCACUACAAGGACAACUGACUGAAACCUCAGCCAGAAGCUAUGAAGAUCCUUGCACCUCCACCUUCCCAGACCAGCUGCUUCCCAGCACUGCCACCUUCCCAGAGCCGCUGAGCAGCCCUGCCCAGGAGCAGCUAACUUCUCCCAGCACAUCAUUCCAAGCACACCUGAACAGCCCCAGGCAAACUUUCCCAGAACAACUGAGCCCCAAUUCCAGCAAGACUUACUUCGCCCAGGAGGGAUGCAGUUUUCUCUAUGAGAAGUUGCCCCCAAGUCCUAGCAGCCCUGGUAAUGGGGAUUGCACACUCUUGGCCCUAGCCCAGCUCCGGGGUCCCCUCUCUGUGGAUGUCCCCCUGGUGCCCGAAGGCCUGCUUACACCCGAGGCCUCGCCAGUCAAGCAGAGUUUUUUCCACUAUUCUGAGAAGGAACAGAGCGAGAUAGACCGUCUCAUUCAGCAGAUCAGCCAGUUGGCUCAGGGCAUGGACCGACCCUUCUCAGCUGAGGCUGGCACGGGUGGGCUGGAACCACUCGGGGGGCUGGAGCCCCUGGACUCUAACCUUUCCCUGUCGGGGGCUGGUCCCCCUGUGCUCAGUCUGGAACUGAAACCCUGGAAAUGCCAGGAUCUGGAUUUCCUGACUGACCCUGAUCUGUUCCUGGAAGAGACGCCCGUGGAAGACAUCUUCAUGGAUCUCUCUACCCCAGACCCCAAUGGGGAGUGGGAGUCUGAGGAUCCCGAGGCAGCGGUCCCAAGAGGGGCCCCAUCGCCUUGCAACAACCUGUCCCCAGAAGACCGCAGCUUCCUGGAGGACCUGGCCACAUAUGAAACCGCCUUUGAGACAGGUGUCUCAGCAUUCCCCUACGAUGGGUUUCCUGAUGAGUUGCAUCAACUCCAGAGCCAAGUUCAAGACAGCUUCCAUAAAGAUGGAAGUGGAGGGGAACCAACGUUUUGAAUAAGUCUGUGACUUAACGUCGUCAAGUAUGGCAUAUUGUCAUCAAGACGUGGAGCCGUUCUCCACCCCCCCGGGAUUGUUGGGGGGAUUCUGGGGGCCAGAGGGGGAUAGAUCUGAUUCCCCAGGCCCUGCAGGAUUUGGGGGGGGGAGGUGGGAGGACAAGGGAGGGGAGCUUCUUUUUAAAAUUUAGAGACGUCAAACGAUCCCAGUUUCCAUUUCAAUCUGUAUUCACUCGUAGUGAGUUUCCUUGAAUGGGAUUUCAAGCGGAGAAUGGGGGAGUCUCACUUCCCCCGCCCCGCACUGCCCCAUGGGCCUGGGCCAGUUCUCCACUCCUGGGGGCCAAGUCACCCCUGGGUCUUGGUGGGGGAAAGGCAGUGCCCACCCGGGCCAGCCUGUGCCCUGAGGGGCUCUUGACACCCACGUAGAAUUCUCUACACACCAGUAACGGGAUUUCAAUUCCGAUGGACUCUGCCGCCCUGGCGGCCCUUCUUGUGACUUUUGCGCCCCGCGCCUGGGGUGGGGGGCGCGAAGAGACGCUACGUUCCUUUCCGAUGGAGGAAGGCAGACCUGCCGGCGUCACACGUGUGCUUGCGCGAGUGCGUGUACCUGGUGCGGGACUCACCCGGCUGCCCGACUGCCUGGGCCUGCCCAGGUGGCCACCUCGUGGUGCUGCGGUGACUUUGUAGCCAACUUUAUAAUAAAGUCCAGUUUGCCUUUUUGGUA
This is a messenger RNA of Cervus elaphus (red deer), 4835 nucleotides long. RefSeq names its product neuronal PAS domain protein 4 (gene NPAS4). Gene Ontology annotation, molecular function: protein dimerization activity; DNA-binding transcription factor activity, RNA polymerase II-specific; RNA polymerase II transcription regulatory region sequence-specific DNA binding. Gene Ontology annotation, biological process: regulation of transcription by RNA polymerase II. The record is from RefSeq and is a predicted model, not a curated record. Lineage: Eukaryota; Metazoa; Chordata; Mammalia; Artiodactyla; Cervidae. The transcript is spliced from 9 exons. Bases 1716 to 4112 code for a protein of 798 amino acids.